Messenger RNA from Paramecium octaurelia, 1595 nucleotides. NCBI's taxonomy places the organism in Eukaryota, Ciliophora, Oligohymenophorea, Peniculida, Parameciidae. The record is from the annotation of a GenBank genome assembly.
AUCAUAAUAUGUAAUCCUGGUAAACUUGUGCUCUAUCUGGAGAGUUAAUAGAAACUCCAGUCAUAUCUAAAGUGAGCGGACACAUAUAUGAAAAGAGAUUAAUUGAGAAACACAUAGAGAGCACAGGGACAUGUCCAAUAACUGGAAGACCAUUGAAUAUCGAAGAUCUCAUCGAAGUAUGAAAUGUAUGAGAACAUUAGGUGAAAGUGUCUAGAGUUUAGAAACCAAGACCAGUGACAGCUACAUCAAUACCAUCGUUGUUGUCGUUGCUAUAAAAUGAAUGGGAUGCAUUAUUAUUGGAAUAAUUUUAAUUAAAAUAACACUUAGAAUAAGUUAGACAUGAAUUAACACAUGCAUUGUAUUAGCAUGAUGCAGCUUGCCGAGUGAUUGCUAAAUUAAUUAAAGAAAGAGACCAAGCUAGAAUAGAAUUGUCAUAAUUAUAGCACAAAUUAAACCAUAAAAUCGAAGUAGAAACAAAUAAUGCCCCUGAGAAAUUAUCCUCAAAUUACAUUGCCGAAAUUGAAGAAAAUGCCAUUAAAUUAACAAAUUAAAGAAAAGCCUAAAGAAAGCAAUAGUCAUACUUCGAUUAAUUCCCAGGCCCUGAAGUAAUAGAUCCUAAUUAUCAUAGAUUCUAUCAAAUUAUGAUGUAAAAUAAUAAUACUAACAAACAUAAGGAGGCACCACUUUGGAUACAAAAGACAAUUAUCUAUUAGUAGGUGGAUAGGCUGGAUAAAUCUAAUUGUAUUCUCAUGAAAAAUUAGUUUAUACUGCUUAAGAACAUAGAGAGACUAUUACUUCAGUGAAUUUCUUUACUUAUGAUGAGCAUCUUAGAUUUUUGUCGUCUUCAUAAGAUGGAAAUCUCAAAUUAUACUAAUUUAUUUCUCAAAGUCAGGAAGGUUAAGUUACUUAAACUAUUAAUGUUGGUUAAAGUGUUGCAGGAGUUGCAAUCCAUCCAUUAGGAUAUAUUGCUAUUAUAGUAACUACUAAUGGAGUAUUGGCAUAUUAUAAUUUAAAAAAUGGAUUGCAAUUAAGUAGAGUAACUGACUUUGAGGGUUAAUGUUAAUUUACUUCAAUAUCUGUUCAUCCUGAUGGACUAUUAUUGGCUAUCGGAUAGGCAGAUUCCUAAAUUAAGGUUUGGAGUAUUGUAAAAAGUUAAUUGCUGGCCUAAUUGGAUGGAUAAGAUGUAUGAAUAAGUUAUAUCUAUGUAGGGAGCUGUCACGAACCUGUCAUUUUCUGAAAGUGGAGCUAAUUUAGCUUCAAGUAGUAGUAGUGAAGUCAAUGAAUGGGAUUUAAGACGUCCUGGUUAAUUCUCAAAGAUUUAUCAAGGCGUAAAGAUUGGUAACUCAUGAUCCUAAGUUAUUUAGGUGGUUUAUCAUAUGAUCCAUCAGGUUAAUUUUUGGCUGUUGGUAGUAACAAGACUAUUCACUUUUUUGAUGUUAAGAAAAAGUAGGAAUUCUGUAAAAUUGAGAGUCAUAGAGACCUUGUCACUGGCAUUAGGUAUUAAAAUAAUUAUAUGGAUUAUAGAUUUGGGCAAUUGAGCAAGAAUAUCUAUAGCUGCAGUGUUGAUAAAUUAGUAAAUAUCUAUGGUAACUGAG